GCUCCUCAGAUUCCCCAGAAGUGUUUGACAAGACAGUGAAGGUCGUCCUACCUGAGGAGCUCGUAGCAGCAAUUGACACCAAACCUGUGAUCUUCUGUCUGAUGAAAUCACCCUAUCUGUUUAAGAAUAUCAGCCAGAACCGGCUUAUUGGUUUGAGUGUCGGUGGAAUGAACGUCUCCGGUCUGAAGUCACCUGUGCAAAUCUCAGUGCAAGUGGAAAAGCCUGUAAAGUGCAAUUCCUUUAGAUCAUACAGUGCAUACACUUUUAAUAUUUCACUGUUUUUCAUUUUUAUAGCAGUUUUUAAUGCAUUUAAUAGGCAAACAGAAAUCUGAAGUGUGCAUUUUACAACUGGACAUCCUCUCGUUUUGAACUAACUGGUUGUGAAACAGAAUGGAAUGAAGAGGAUGACUGGAUCGACUGCUAUUGUGAUCACCUCACAUAUUUUGCCGUAUUAAUGGUUUCACCCAAAUCUGUUUCAAAACAAGAUUCAAUCAUUCUAAACUACAUCAGUGUGAUUGGAUGCAGCCUGUCUUUGGUGUUUCUGACAGUCAUCGUUCUUCUGUACUUCAUAAAAUGGCGUGCACAAGCAGAUCAUUCUCAGCAGAUCCACAUUAGCCUGGUUGUGGCUCUUAUAAUGUUAAAUCUCCAUUAUUUAAUGGUAGAUCGUGCUGUGAAUCUACACACUGCAUGUGUCUACGUGGCAGUCUUAAUUCAUUAUUCUCUGAUGGCAACGUUCACCUGGACAGCGAUCGAAGGUUUCCACCUGUACCUGCUGUUUCUGCGGGUCUUCAACAUCUACAUCAGGAGAUACCUCCUCAAACUGAGCCUGGUGGGCUGGGGUGUUCCAGCUGUUGUUGUGGCUUUGAUCUUCAUCAUUGACAAAACUGUGUAUCUGGGUGUGGGCUUGUCCACCAACCAAACAUGCUAUAUCAACAGUGACGUAGUGAAAUACUGCACCACCCUCGGCUACUUCAGUGUGAUUUUUGUCUUUAAUCUGAGCAUGUUGGUGGUGGUUGUACGGAAUGUCUGUCAGCGCUCUGUGCUGCCGGACCCAAACCUGAAACGGAAGGCCAAAAACACCUGUACAGUUCUAGGCAUCACCUGUCUGCUGGGCAUCAGCUGGAGUCUGAGUUUACUGUGCUUUGGUAAUCUCACCACCGUCGGCAUCUACGUCUUCAGCAUUUUUAACACCUUGCUGGGUUUCUUCAUCUUCAUUUGGUUCUGCAUAUACAAAUGUACACCCAGUGCGAGCCAAAAAGAUGUGGACACACAUAUAAGCAGCACAUCACCUUCAGAGAAAUAGAUUAUUUUUGGGGGCUGCUUUGCACAUUCUGCCCUUUACAUCUUUCUGAACUAACACUCUCUGGUCAGUUACUCUGGAACACAUGAUUAUUAUAUGGUGUUUAGCUCCACCUUGUGGCAUUAGGGGGUUAAAAGGGGUUUUAUUUCCUUUUGAGUCGACAAGUGACCGAUUAUCUGAAGAAAAUGAAUUCAUGAACAUUGUGUCUCGCAAUUCCAAUAGUUUGUAAUGCAUAUAUAAUAAUAUAAUAUAAUAUUUUUUUUUGCAUUGCAUUUUUUUUGUCUUAUGUACAGUUUCACAUUCUGAUUUAUAUAAACUCUAUAUUCUACAGUA
Messenger RNA from Astyanax mexicanus (Mexican tetra), 1633 nucleotides. RefSeq names its product adhesion G-protein coupled receptor G2-like. Bases 455 to 1303 code for a protein of 282 amino acids. NCBI's taxonomy places the organism in Eukaryota, Metazoa, Chordata, Actinopteri, Characiformes, Acestrorhamphidae. The transcript has 8 exons. Gene Ontology annotation, biological process: cell surface receptor signaling pathway; adenylate cyclase-activating G protein-coupled receptor signaling pathway. Gene Ontology annotation, cellular component: membrane. The record is from RefSeq and is a predicted model, not a curated record. Gene Ontology annotation, molecular function: G protein-coupled receptor activity.